GAUCGUCGCGAUCCUCGUCAACGAUGUCGAGUCCCAGACCGCCGACGACCCCUGUCCGGCCGGAUGACACUCAAUCGCCGAAUCGCACACCAAAUGGCACGCCGAGACGACAACCUGGGACCCCAUCCUCUGUUAGGACUCCCCCGGUCGCAGGAAGACGAACACCCAGCGUCCCUGGAACACCCAGCGUUCGUGGAACACCUAGCGUCCCUGGAACACCUAGUGUCCCUGGAACACCUAUCGUCCCUGGAACACCCAGCGUCGCCGGGACACCCAGCAUCGCCAGACAAGGUACACCACGAAGAAGAUUGGGUAACAAUUUGGUAGACACUCCUUUACGAUGGGCCAACCGUCAAACACACGAAACUAUUGCAUCGUCGGAGGGCUUGUCCUCUAUGCCACUGUCUUCUCCGAAUCAACAGUUGCAGACGAGCCCUCUCACUGCAGGUACGAGCGAGAUAGGAGAUCUGUCUUCUCCACUGAAUUAUGGUACCCCCAGCUCACUGGCAUCCAUUCGUACUCCUCGCAGUGGUGUCAGAGGUACACCUAUUCAACAAAGACCAGACGUUCAGUCUGACAGACGUGUACGACAGGUUAAUCUGGCUGAUAUACCAGAAAAUGACGAGGACAGAGAAAGAACAUCUGAGGGUGAGAACGGCCCGCAAUUAACAAUCUGGGGUACAAAUGUUGUCGUAAAUCAUAUCAAACACGAAUUCAGACGAUUUAUCAUGCGCUAUAUCGAUUCACAAGCGGAGAACGAUGAACUACCCGAAAAUAUGAAUCUGUCAGAACCACUGUAUAUGCAAAAGCUUGAAGAGAUACAUAUACUGGAAGAACCUUAUUUAAAUAUAAAUAGCACUCAUCUCAAAGAGUUUAAUCAGCAGCUUUACAAUCAAUUGGUAGUAUAUCCUCAGGAAGUCAUACCAGCAUUUGACUUGACUGCGAACGAAAUAUUCUUUGAGAAGUUUCCCGGUGCUGCACUGGAACACUCAAUUCAAGUACGUCCUUAUAAUGUUUCAAGGACCUCGAGUAUGCGUCUUCUGAAUCCAGAGGACAUAGAUCGAUUGAUCACGGUUACUGGAAUGGUUAUCAGAACAUCAAACAUCAUGCCGGAGAUGCGAGAGGCGUUCUUCAAAUGCAUCGCAUGCUCCUUUACGACAACCGUGGUCAUCGAUAGGGGCCACAUAGCCGAGCCCACAGUGUGCACUCACUGCAACAACAAUUUCUGCUUUAGUCUGAUACACAAUCGUAGUCAUUUCACUGAUAAGCAAAUGAUCAAAUUGCAAGAAUCACCAGAUGAUAUGCCAGCUGGCCAGACUCCUCAUAUGGUGGUGCUUUUUGCACAUCAUAAUCUAGUUGACGCUGUCUCGCCAGGUGAUAGAGUUUCGGUCACCGGUAUAUAUCGCGCGAUGCCAAUACGCGUUAAUCCUCGGCAGUCUAAUGUACGGGCCAUUUAUAGAACGCAUAUUGACGUUGUCCACUUUAGAAAACAAGAUUCAAAGCGAUUGUACGAACAAGAAGAUGGCAAAAGCCACGCGUUUCCACCAGAAAGAGUGGAGUUAUUAAAACUACUGUCACAAAAGGAGGAUAUAUAUGAACGACUGGCACGGCAUAUUGCUCCUAGUAUCUACGAGAAUGAGGACGUUAAGAAGGGUAUAUUGCUACAAUUGUUCGGCGGUACGAAGAAAGAACAGAGUGAACAGACUAAGAAAUACUUCCGGUCCGAAAUUAACAUUCUUCUUUGUGGAGACCCGGGUACGAGUAAAUCGCAGCUGCUACAGUUCGCCUUCAAUUUGGUACCGCGCUCGCAAUAUAGCAGCGGAAAGGGUUCUAGUGCUGUGGGCUUAACCGCCUUCGUAACGAAAGAUCCCGAGAGCCGGCAGUUAGUAUUGCAAACUGGCGCUUUGGUGCUCGCAGAUAACGGUAUCUGUUGCAUUGACGAAUUUGAUAAAAUGAACGAUAGCACGCGUUCGGUGCUGCACGAAGUUAUGGAGCAGCAAACAUUGAGUAUUGCGAAAGCUGGUAUUAUUUGUCAAUUAAAUGCGAGGACUAGUAUUCUGGCAGCGGCUAAUCCUUGCGAGUCGCAGUGGAAUAAAAAUAAGACAGUGAUAGAAAACGUCAUGUUACCACACACAUUAAUGUCACGUUUCGAUUUAAUUUUUCUUAUGCUGGAUCCCCAAGACGAAGUGUUUGACAGAAAACUUGCCAGACACUUGGUGUCAUUGUAUUAUAAAUCUGCUUUGGAAGAAGAGGAUGAUAUUGUUGAUAUGAGUAUUUUACGAGAUUACAUAGCUUACGCCAAGGAACAUGUUAAGCCUAUUCUUAAUGAGGAAAGUCAACAAAGACUAAUUCAGGCUUACGUCGAUAUGCGUAGAGUAGGAAGCGGUCAUGGGCAAAUCUCAGCUUAUCCAAGGCAAUUAGAAUCAUUAAUUAGACUUUCCGAAGCACACGCUAAAAUGCGAUUUAGUAAUGUAGUGGAGAUCGUGGAUGUCGAGGAAGCUUGGAGAUUACAUCGUGAAGCAUUGAAGCAAUCUGCCAUCGAUCCAUUGAGCGGCAAAAUUGAUAUUAGUAUUCUGACGACUGGUAUGUCGUUGGCAGCGAGAAAACGUAGGCAGGAGAUGGUCGAGGCGUUGAAGAAGCUCAUUAAGAGCAAAGAUAAGGCACCAACAUUAAACUACCAGAAAAUUUUCACGGAAUUGAAAGAAUCAUCCAGCACGUUGAUUACACGCGAAAUGUUCGAAGAUGCUCUGAAGGAGCUGCAAGAUGAUGGUGUUGUAAUCGUAACCGGCAAAAAUACCAUUCGUGUUUGUUAAAAGUAUUUACUUUCGCGUCACUCUUUUUAGAAUAAUAUCGUGGUUUCUACAUAAGAAUUUUUCUUCUGUUUUUAAUCUUCUUUUUCGUUAUUUUUUGUUCAAUUUCGACACUUUAACUUUUUUUUGCUCAAUCGCAAUUAUUUGGAUCUUGUCUGCUUUCGAAAUUUUUUUUAUCGUAUCCUUCACGCUUCAUUCUUUCUUUAAGUUUUAUCAGAAUUGCUGAAAAAGGGAUUAAACGCAGAAUUGAAAGCAAAAGGAGAAUUUUUACGAGAAACCAAUGGUGACACUUUCUCUCUUCAUGUGUCAAUUUUUCUUCCUCUUUUAAUUUUUUUCAAAGGAGCAAGUUUUUUCCAGACCCUCUUUACCUUCUUGAUCUUUACAAAAUAUUUCUUUAGUUUUUUUACCACCUUUUUUAUUUUUCUUCGUACUAUUUUCAGGCUCACCAUCGGUUUUAUAAGAAUCUUAGAAUAAUAAUAUAGAUAUACAUAUAUUAAUAUAGUUAAUAAUCCAUGAGUUCUGAAUCUUGUGAAAAAUUAUAUCGAUUGCUACUUUUUUAUAUCAAAAUUUUUUAUUUUUUUAAAAACUUAUUAAUAACGAUGAAGAAAGGUGUGGCUUCAUGUAAGAACGGACUUAUUGACAGGUCGUAAUUUUAAACUUACACAUCUUGGAUAUAUAUACAUAGAUUUUUAAUCUUUGAUCACACAGCUAGGGACGUGAUGGUAUGGAAUAUAGGGACUGAUAGUCUCAGUCGCUUUCAUUACUACUACUACUACUAACGAUGAAAAAUUAAUAACCGACAAUUAUAAGAAAUAUUUAUGAUUAUAUAUAUUUUUUUAUUUUUGAACUAUUUCUUCAAUUGCCGUAUUUCAAUAAAAUAACAAAUACAUUUAAAAUAUAUUUCAAAAUUCAUACAAUUCAUACAAUAGUUUCUUUCAGAAUUUAUACUGAAUACUAAUUUUCGAUGAAAUUUUUUAUUUUGUAAUUCUAUUUUAUUCCCAUAGAGUUCAGUUUUACAUCGGUUAUUAGUUUACUUUGAUAUUGCGAAUAAAUGCAAUUGAAUUUGCAGCAGUUGUAAUUUGAAAGAGUA
Molecule: messenger RNA, 3900 nt
Organism: Solenopsis invicta (red fire ant)
Lineage: Eukaryota; Metazoa; Arthropoda; Insecta; Hymenoptera; Formicidae
Gene: dpa
Product: DNA replication licensing factor MCM4
Exons: 8
Coding region: 24-2813 (929 amino acids)
Biological process (GO): DNA strand elongation involved in DNA replication; mitotic DNA replication initiation; double-strand break repair via break-induced replication
Cellular component (GO): nucleus; MCM complex
Molecular function (GO): ATP binding; single-stranded DNA helicase activity; single-stranded DNA binding
Source: RefSeq, a predicted model, not a curated record